Messenger RNA from Drosophila willistoni, 2183 nucleotides. It is a transcript of the gene nab, whose product is annotated as NGFI-A-binding protein homolog. The coding region runs from base 1 to 2121 and encodes 706 amino acids. The record is from RefSeq and is a predicted model, not a curated record. Gene Ontology annotation, molecular function: transcription coregulator activity; transcription factor binding. Lineage: Eukaryota; Metazoa; Arthropoda; Insecta; Diptera; Drosophilidae. Gene Ontology annotation, cellular component: nucleus. The transcript has 6 exons. Gene Ontology annotation, biological process: negative regulation of DNA-templated transcription.
AUGCAUUUUGUUUUGAUUGUUUGUGUUUGUGCCUGGUUCUUGUUUGCAUCCCGUUCCCGUUUACGUUCACGUCGUCAGCAAUUUGUUCAGAAUUUGUUCUUAAAAAUGGAGGCAAACUCCCCAACUACAGUGACAGCAACAACACCAACAUCAGCAGUUACCACAUCCAUGACCAUGGUGGUGGCCUCAACAACGCCCUCGCCAGCUGCCAGUACCAGCAGCAGCAGCAAAUGUCACAGUCAAUCCCAGACGGCAGCUGCCUCAAGUUGCUCUGGAACGCCCACAAAUGUUGUUGCCACAUCGCAAUGCCAAUCCCAAUCCCAAUCCCAGUCACUGUUAACCACCAGCAUUGAAGCCUGCAAACAGGAGGAUGUCAAUAAUUUAUCCAUGGCCAGCGGACUAUCGGAGGGUCAACGUUCACUUUCGGGUGCUCCGUCGGCAUCCUCCAGUCCCAUUCUAAGUCCGCAGGGCAAGAUCUUUGGACGCAAUGCAAAUGGAACAAUGAUCACCACGUCGAGGCCGAGCAAUGAGGCUGAGGUGCAGCUGUAUCGUGUGCUCCAGCGUGCCAGUUUGUUGGCCUACUAUGACACACUCUUGGAGAUGGGCGGCGAUGAUGUGCAGCAGCUGUACGAUGCCGGCGAGGAGGAGUUCCUGGAGAUAAUGGCAUUGGUGGGCAUGGCAUCGAAGCCAUUGCAUGUACGUCGCCUGCAGAAGGCCCUGCAUGAGUGGGCGAACAAUCCAUCCAUCUUCCAGGGACCCAUGUUGCCACAUUUGGGUCUCUGUGAGACGCCACCAAAACCGGCAUUGGUCUUCAAUCCGGAUACAACACCAGCAUUGCCACGUCAAAAGUUUCCCUCGUUCAAUCCAUCGGGUUCGGCUGCUGGAUUUCAGGGAUCAAGUGCAAGUUCGGCUGCAGCUGCUGCUGCUUCCAUAGCAGCGGCUGCCCAUCUGAUUUCAGCACAACCAGUCAUCUGCCCGACAGUCAUUCCCGCCACAGUCAUACAGAGUCAUUCGCAUUCGCAUUCGCAUUCGCCUCUUGUUCUGCCCACUAGCAAUCCAUCUAGCAAUACGAGCAGUGCUCCUCCAGUCGUGGUGGCCACUCCCUGCGGCACCGCCAGCACUGCGCAUCAGGUGUCCUCCAGUUCCCCGCAAUUGACGCCUGUGCUGACUGAGAUGCAGGUUCAGCGCAUUACCAUGUGCGCCGAGAAGAUUGCCCGCCAGUUGCCACAGCGUGAGCCACGUGCCCAGACUACCAAAAAGCGGACCACUCGCGAACUGGAGCAGGUGAUAGCCAUGAGUGAGCACGAUCCCCGUCGCAUGGACGAGAUACGUAAGUAUUCUGCCAUUUAUGGCCGCUUCGAUUGCAAACGUCGGCCAGAGAAACCGCUGACCCUGCACGAGGUGUGCGUCAAUGAGGCGGCUGCCCAAUUGUGCCGCAAUCCGCAGACCAUUUGGCUGCUCACCAGACGCGAUGAGCUCUUUCCCCUGGCCCGCCAGAUAGUCAAAGAUGCCGGCUUCGGUCAUUCGGCCAGCAUUGCCCGCUACGGGGGUCUGCUCACCCAGAUGCCAGUGCAGGGGGCACAGCAUAGGCACAGUGCGGCCAUCGAUGUCGAUUGUGAGUCCAGUGAUGCGGCAAUGCCCAUCAAACGUCAACGACUCUCCUCCACGGAAGCGGCCCAGCUGCCCGUGGACAUGAAUCGGGAAACCGUGGAGGACUCGCGCUAUAACCUAUUUGCCAUGUACCAGAAGUUUGCCAAGCCGCCAUUCGAUCUAACUGAAAUUGCCAAGUUCUCUAGCUUGGGCAAAGCGGCUGAUUUCGAGGACAACGAUUCACGCUUCUCGUUCAGCAAUUCCAGUUCGCCGCCCAUGCCAACCACCCACCAUUGCAAUGGUAUGGAAAGUGAAAGAUCACCCGUUUCGGCGAAAAUGGAAACAACGCAUAGUGACCUAACCGUGGAAUCUGUGGACCUAAGUGGCUCAGCAACGGCUCUAACGGGUGUCCAUGUUAUUUCCGCAUCCGGUGAUAAUAUCAUUGCCGUAGCAAAUCCUGCUCUUGCCCUCAGUCCAACACUGAAUGAGGUUUUGGCUCUGAAGAGGAAUGCAGCUUCGCCUGAAGCUUAGUUUAAAACGAACAUUUAAUCAUAUAAGAAGAUAAACAUAUAUAGGUAUAUAUAUAUACAACA